Messenger RNA from Dipodomys ordii (Ord's kangaroo rat), 1251 nucleotides. It is a transcript of the gene Nup37, whose product is annotated as nucleoporin 37kDa. Gene Ontology annotation, cellular component: nuclear pore outer ring. The transcript is spliced from 10 exons. Bases 124 to 1107 code for a protein of 327 amino acids. Lineage: Eukaryota; Metazoa; Chordata; Mammalia; Rodentia; Heteromyidae. Gene Ontology annotation, molecular function: protein binding. The record is from RefSeq and is a predicted model, not a curated record.
UGCGCGCCGCGGCUUCCCACAGCCCAGACUGACAGCCCAGUGGUGACUUCCGGCCUUCUGCGUUUUGUCACAUUAUCCAAAAGGCAUUUUAUUCAUUCAACUGCUGAAGUUUUGACAUACAAGAUGAAGCAAGAUGCUGCAAGAAAUACUGCUACCUACACUGUGGAUUGUGAAGAUUAUGUGCAUGUGGUAGAAUUUAAUCCCUUUGAGAGUGGUGAUUCGGGAAGUUUAAUUGCAUAUGGUGGCAAUAAUUAUGUGGCUGUUGGCAUGUGUACAUUCCAGGAGGAAGAAGCAGACAUUGAAGGAAUUCAGUAUAAAACAUUACGAACAUUUCACCAUGGAGUCAGAGUUGAUUGCAUAGCAUGGAGUCCAGAGACAAGACUCGAUUCAUUGCCUCCAGUAAUCAGAUUUGGUACUUCAGCUGCUGAUAUGAAAAUUAGAAUAUUUACUUCAGAUCUUCAAGAUAAAAAUGAAUAUAAGGUUUUAGAGGGCCAUUCAGAUUUCAUUAAUAGUCUGGUGUUUCAUCCCAAAAGUGGCCAAGAAAUUGCAAGUGUGAGUGAUGAUCACACCUGCAGGAUUUGGAGCUUAGAUGGAAGUCAGACAGCCCAUUUUGUUCUUCACUCUCCUGGAAUGAGUGUAUGCUGGCAUCCUGAGGAAACUUUUAAGCUGAUGGUGGCCGAGAAGAAUGGAACAAUCCGGUUUUAUGAUCUUUCAGCCCAACAGGCUAUUUUGUCUCUUGAAUCAGAACAAGCGCCAUUAAUGUCAGCACAUUGGUGCUUAAAAAACACCUUCAAAGUUGGUGCUGUUGCAGGAAAUGAUUGGUUAAUUUGGGACAUCACUCAGUCCAGUUAUCCUCAAGAGACAAGACCUGCUCACAUGGACCGAGCCUACUUAUUCAGGUGGUCUGGAAUUAGUGAAGAAUUGUUUGCAACUACUGGCUAUCCUGGUAAAAUGACAAGUCAGAUUCAGAUUCGUCACUUAGGACACCCUCAGCCCAUCCUCACUGGUUCUGUAGCUGUGGGGUCUGGCCUUUCCUGGCAUCGAACUCUCCCACUGUGUGCAAUUGGAGGAGACCACAAGCUCUUGUUUUGGGUGACUGAAGUGUAAUGUACAUCUUCUCUGGACUUGGAAACUUUGUAUUUUUAGUACAUAUUUUUGAGAAUUCCUUAUUUUUGUAUCAAAUAUACUGUAAACACUAGAAAUGUCUCAGUAGUCUCUUGUUAAAUAAAAUGUUGAUAGUUUGGAAAACUU